AUGGCUGACUUGGGCUCUCAACUAGAUCAUACGGAGGCUUUACCGCCGAAGGUCAAGGAAAGGAAAAGGCAGGAUACAGUGGAUGUGACCGGAACACAACGAGGACAAAGUGGCGUUCACCAUCUAAUGCAGAAUGGCACGGAGUAUGAUGAUAUUGUACAGCUCUCAGCUGAAAUGUUGUAUGGAGGUCGGCACCGAAAGUCCUGGACAGCGCUAGUGGAGCCCUAA
Letharia columbiana is the source of this 228-nucleotide messenger RNA. RefSeq lists its product as uncharacterized. The transcript has a single exon. The record is from RefSeq and is a predicted model, not a curated record. Bases 1 to 228 code for a protein of 75 amino acids. Lineage: Eukaryota; Fungi; Ascomycota; Lecanoromycetes; Lecanorales; Parmeliaceae.